AAUCAGAUUGCACGUUAUUGUAGCGUGGCUGCUGGAUGCGCAUCGUGAAGUCAACAUGUCUUCAGAUGAUAAUAAUGGCCAGAGCCAAGCACCUUCUUUUGCUGGGGUCCCACCCUCAGGGAUACCACCACCUUUUAUGGGACCACCAGGAAUGCCGCCUCAUUAUCCACCAAUGGGAAUGCCACCCAUGGGACAGAGGCCUCCCAACAUGACUCCCAUGCCACCUGGUAUGAUGCCACCUGGCAUGAUGCCACCAAUGGGAGGGCCACCCAUGGGACAGAUGCCAGGCAUGAUGCCACCUAUGAUGCCCGGGAUGAUGAUGCCACCUCGCAUGCCAGCUGCGACGAUGCAGCCAACAGGACCGCCUGGAGUGGACACAACUGGUAAGGCUGAAACAACAUAUUCUUGAAAAAAAUACAAAUAAAUUGAUAAUCUGAGUGAUUUUAAUGAAUUUUAAUUAUUGCGUUGUUUUUUUAUCGU
Oncorhynchus masou masou (cherry salmon) is the source of this 480-nucleotide messenger RNA. RefSeq names its product pre-mRNA-processing factor 40 homolog B-like. NCBI's taxonomy places the organism in Eukaryota, Metazoa, Chordata, Actinopteri, Salmoniformes, Salmonidae. The transcript has 5 exons. The record is from RefSeq and is a predicted model, not a curated record. The coding region runs from base 56 to 409 and encodes 117 amino acids.